Xylaria bambusicola is the source of this 1972-nucleotide messenger RNA. RefSeq names its product carbohydrate esterase family 8 protein. Gene Ontology annotation, molecular function: pectinesterase activity. The transcript has 5 exons. The coding region runs from base 371 to 1354 and encodes 327 amino acids. The record is from RefSeq and is a predicted model, not a curated record. NCBI's taxonomy places the organism in Eukaryota, Fungi, Ascomycota, Sordariomycetes, Xylariales, Xylariaceae. Gene Ontology annotation, biological process: cell wall modification.
CUGGCAAAAGUGAUCUGCAGAAGCGAAAGGCAAUUCUGCUGCUGUACGUAGACAACACACCUGAAGCCCCCCAGAUUCCCACAAUGCCUAGAGGUUAGUGCCGCCUCGCCUCCGCGGGGGAUCUGGGAAGUGAACACACUUCACCGGGACAAUGGAUGUGAGAGGAUCGUGCUCCUUGAGUGGAUUCGAUAAAUGAUGGCUUUUACCCGGUCUUGUACAGAAGCUUGAGACUCGGUGUCGUGCGUUCGAAAAUCGUAGGGGAUCAUUGAAUGCUCUAGUAACGAGUCGGCGAUUGAUCAUCUCGAGAACAUAAAGACAAUUAUAUACUCCUGUUCUAUUUCUUCUAUCCUGCCUUUCAAAACUAGCAGACAUGAAAUUCAUCGCCUCACUCCUCGGCAGCGCAUCGCUCGUGCUCGCCGCCAGCCGGACGUCCCCGCCACCGGGUUGUCUGCACGUAGCGAAGAGCGGCGGGGCGUAUUCGACGGUGCAGUCGGCCAUCAACUCGCUGUCGACGACGAGCAGGACGGCGCAGUGCGUCUUCAUCGACCAGGGCACCUACACUGAGCAAGUGUAUAUCCCCUCGCGCUCCGCUGCGCUCACCGUCUACGGCUACUCUGCCGACACCACCUCGUACGCGAACAACAAGGCUACUAUCACGUAUAAUCUGAGCGCUGCCUCUGCCGGGAACAAUGAUGCGUCUGCCACGUUGAGGGUCCAUGCUGCUAAUGUUAAGGUCUAUAACGUUAACGUCGUCAACUCCUAUGGCAAAGGCAGCCAGGCCCUCGCGCUCAGCGCACAGGCGAGCAGUGGGUACUACGGCUGCCAGUUCUACGGGUUCCAGGACACGGUCCUGGCAAACGAGGGCCAGCAGUAUUACAGCCAGUGCCUGGUCACGGGCGCCACCGAUUUCAUCUUCGGCCAGCGGGCGCGCGCGUGGUUCGAAGGGUGCGAUAUCCGGGUUCGCAAUGGCGGAUACUACAUCACAGCCAAUGGCCGUGAUUCCUCGAGCAAUCCCUCGUACUACCUGUUCAACAACUGCGACGUCGCCGCCGGCGCCGGCGAGUCCGUCUCCAGCGGCUCGUACUACCUUGGUCGUCCGUGGCGGAAAUACGCUCGCGUCGUGUUCCAGAACACAGCGCUGAGCUCAGUCAUCAAUUCAGCCGGCUGGUCGAAGUGGAACGGCGACAACGACGUCGGCAACAUCUACUACGCCGAGUACGCCAACACGGGUUCGGGCGCCAGCGGCUCGCGCGUCUCGUGGGCGACGACGCUGCGCUCGGCCGUGAGCGAGAGCACGGUGCUCGGGAGCGACUAUGUGAGCGGUGCUUGGUAUGAUGCUAGUUAUCCGAGCUAGAGCGCACGACGGCAUUCCGGUCGCACAGGUGUCGCUUUGCAGUUUGUCUGUCUGUGUGUGUGUCCUAGCUGAGCAAAAGGGCCUGUGCGUUGGCAGCCAUCUAAGCUAGGGAGUUCUUUGAAGCAACUGACGCCGGAAACCUAAUGCCAUGUAUACAGCCAAUUUAAGGAAUUUUAUAAUCUUUCUUUAUUGGCAGUUUCGGUUUCGAUAGAUUGACAUUUGUAGGCCGUCGUUCUCAAGCUAUAUCUAGUGUGAUGGGGCUAAGAAUCGAGCCGAAUUAAGCCAGCGGCCACAGUAUCAUACAUAGUACACAUCCUCGCUGGAGACGUCACGGAAAGCGAUGGCGUUUUUCUCUCCUCCCUUUUUGCGCCUUUCCAGGAAACCAUCUCAAAGCGACACCAGAGCUGAGGCUGUUCUAAGUAUCACGGCGUAGACUAUAUAUAUCCCUUGGGACGACAAAGCUGAAACAGCAUUAUUGGCUCAGGUCUCUAGAAUACCCAUACCAUGUGCUGCGCCGUCUUCGUGGCUUUGUUUUAGGCUAAAGUGGCUGGCUCCCUUGAUGAGGUCAAGUUGACUAUCUUCUAGAGUAUUUUUCAUUUUUCAUUUUGUAUUUUUUUU